UUACAUCCAGGACAAUUUAUUUCAUCUAUGUGGACGAAAGAAUGGAAAACAUUAUUACUCAGACAGUGGCGAAGUCAACGAAAUUUACAUACCAGAAUUAUCUCUGAGAUAAUGCCAACUAAAGAAAGUACAUUACCAACACAACCGAAAGUUAUACUCAAAGCUGUCUCACCUUUACCAACUUACAUUCAAGCUUGGAUUCAUGAUUUUGAGACAAAUACACCAUUAGGAAUAAUAAAUUUGGAUCGAAAAAUUUUUGGAUCACCAAUUAGAAAAGAUUUAUUACAAAGAGUAAUUGUAUGGCAACGCGAUUGUUUAAGACAGGGAACGCAUUCUUCUAAGAACAGAAGUGAGGUAAGAGGAACUACUAGAAAAUGGGCAGCACAAAAAGGAAGAGGAAAAGCUAGAGUUGGAACCCAUCGAGCACCUCAAUUUAGAGGUGGUGGCGUUGCUCAUGGACCCAAACCGCGUUCGCAUGCUACCGAUUUACCGAGAAAAGUACAACUUUUUGGUUUACGAUCAGCACUUGCAACAAAAUUUGCACAAAAUCAACUUGUGAUUGUCGACAAUUUGAAGUUAAAAACACAUAAAACACGUGAUUUAUUGUCCAUAUUGGCGGAGACAUAUGAUGAAAUUAGAUCUUGCAUCAAGAAAUUUGCAAAGAGUCCAUGCUUUAACGGCAGAUGA
Messenger RNA from Funneliformis mosseae, 687 nucleotides. The record is from the annotation of a GenBank genome assembly. NCBI's taxonomy places the organism in Eukaryota, Fungi, Glomeromycota, Glomeromycetes, Glomerales, Glomeraceae.